Messenger RNA from Platichthys flesus (European flounder), 2264 nucleotides. Its product is annotated as sterile alpha motif domain-containing protein 9-like. The transcript has a single exon. The record is from RefSeq and is a predicted model, not a curated record. NCBI's taxonomy places the organism in Eukaryota, Metazoa, Chordata, Actinopteri, Pleuronectiformes, Pleuronectidae. Gene Ontology annotation, molecular function: protein binding. The coding region runs from base 10 to 1683 and encodes 557 amino acids. Gene Ontology annotation, cellular component: cytoplasm.
GUGGAGGUAAUGGCUGACUCUGGGAUUCCCAGGAGUGCUACAGUGAAAAACAUUAUGUUCUCACUUUGUGGAGCUCAGGCCGAACCACAUGUUCUCCAAGUCAUCAAAGAUCUGCUGACAAAGAGAGAAACGGUAGAGAACCGCCAAGAGAAGUUCUCAAGGUUGGUUGAAGAUAUACUGAAGCAUGAGAGUUUUAACAAAGCUCUAUUUGUCUUGAAGAACGCGUCAACAAAAUUCAGAGAGAACGCCACUUUCCCCCAAGUUGUUUCUCGUCUGUAUUACAUUGCUCAAGAACCAUCUGACUAUAACAAAGCUGAAGAAUGGGCAAAGAAAGCCAUUGAUCGAGCUCCAGACAUCUCUUACAUAGCUGACACUCUUGGACAGGUUUAUAAGAACCGUUUGUUGAGGCUGGGUACGGGACCAGACGAAAUCAUGAGAAUGGCAGACAAGGCCUUCACAGCAUUUGAAGAUGUGGAGAAGAAAGCAGACAAGGAAGAGCCGCAACAGAUGGACACAGAAGGUACUGCAAGCUUUGCAGAUACUUUCAACAAUCGGGGCCUUUUCGGCUUCAUUCAAGUGGCAAAGAUCGCUUUUGAAAAACUCAGUGACCAGCAACUGAAGGCUACUUUAAUCCAAAACAGGGAAAAGGAAGUUCAAGACAAGUUUGAAUUCUUUGAGUGGUACCUGACCUACUCGACGCCCAAUGAGACAACUUUAGAGCCAGACUACUUCUGGAAGGAUGUGGCCCUCUGUUACGAACAUUACACAACAAAAGCAGCAGCUGACUCCACCAGCUUCCCAGGUCUUCUUGACUGUUUGAAUCAAGGCCUUUUCAGGUCCAGGGGGAAGAGGGCAGGAUUUCAGGAGGAGGAGAAAUCAGGGUUUGAUUUAGAGGAAAUCCAACGUGAGUUGAAAAACCACUAUGAGGAAAAUGUUGAUGAUGUCCAAGUAGCCGAGAGGUACAUCCUCUCCAACAUCAUCUUGGGCAACAGGAUGCCGGAUUCUCCUCAGCUCGCCUCGGUGGAAGAACUCCAAACUAUCAUUUUGAGAUUCUUGGCCACAGAAAGGAGGCAUAGAAGUCCAGAGUUCUACCUCUUGGUGCUGCUGCUGUGGUUGUUCCCUGAGGAGCAGCCUCCGGUGCUGCAGGACGAGGACGAUGAAGAAGUGGAACAAGCGCCCACAGAUAGGCAGCCUGGACAGCUGCCUCUUGACCUUGGUUCUGGCCCAGACCUACAUCAGCAUGUCACCUUCAUGGAAGAAGCCUAUGAAAGGUCCAGUUAUGCAAAGUACCUUCGAUCCCGCUACCUUUUGCCUCUGUUUUUUCUGGGUAAGGAAUCUGGACUGAACAAAUGGAUUCACAAAUCACGGCUGGAUGCAAUCGUGGAACAAACGGUGGACGCCAUGCUGGCGGGUGAAAACAAUCCAACUGAUUCAGAGAAACAAAGUCUGAUUGAACACAUGUGGAAUGAGGGUGACGUUUGGCAAUUGCCGGAAAUCCAAAACAUCCUUCGCCCGGUCAUGGUUCACGACAAUAAAGUGGAUGUUUGUGCCGGAGGGUGGAAAGAAAAGGUUUCAACAGAGGUUGAACCGAAGGAUCCAACGUUGAGCACCAUCUAUCUUGGCUUCAACAUUAAGGGUCCUGUCCUCGUCAAGGUGGGAGUCCCUCAUGUGAACAAUGACUGACCAGGAACACUUUGGGAUCAAGACCCAGCACAACAAGUGAUGGAAUGACCAACAGAUCACCAUCGGUACCUUGAAAGCCAUCAUUCUCGUGUGAAAUUAUUUUAGGAUUCAUGAAAACUAAGUGUAAGGUUUCUCUAAAGCACCUGACCAUUUUAUUUUAUUUUCUUUCACUCAUUACUCUGAAUUAUCAGUUCUUUUGAAGGUGUAUGGGUCAAAUGUGAUUGACAUUAAUCAGAUUUGUUGUAAUGUGUGGAUAUUCUUAUAUGUCUAUGAAAAUAUGUCUCAAUCAUAUGUGAUAAAGAUAUUAGAGACAUUUCUCUCAAAUACAUCCUACUUGCUUAUACAUAUUUUGGUUGUAAAACAGAUUUUGUGUUUGUGUUUAGUAUUUACAAUAAUUAAUUGUAUCCCCCCCCCCCCCCCCCCAUUGCAUUCUACUGGCCAGGUAUUCACUCUCUUAAGCAUCCAAAUGUAUUUGACAAAAUUAAUUUCCAUCUCAACUAAAAAGGUUUCUACCAGGGGAGAUAACCUGUUCUUCUAUAUAAUAAAGCUUUUAUCAUGUGGUGUCUAUUGGAUUAGUUAUC